Mytilus californianus (California mussel) is the source of this 1324-nucleotide messenger RNA. RefSeq lists its product as uncharacterized. NCBI's taxonomy places the organism in Eukaryota, Metazoa, Mollusca, Bivalvia, Mytilida, Mytilidae. The record is from RefSeq and is a predicted model, not a curated record. Gene Ontology annotation, molecular function: NAD+ poly-ADP-ribosyltransferase activity. Bases 48 to 1205 code for a protein of 385 amino acids. The transcript is spliced from 4 exons.
UGUUACUGUUUGCAGCCAUAGGAUGCGCAGUCGUUGUCAUUGCAACAAUGUGUGUUUCGAAAUAUAAAGACAAUAUCAAAAUUAACAAAUUAGUGUGGAUGUCGUAUUUAAUCACAGCAUUUUUACUAAUGAUUAGUGUCAGUGUCUAUGGCGGAACAUAUCACAAAGAACUCUGGCUAAAAGAUCAUAGACUGUCUAGUUCCUUUGCGUGCGCAACUAUUGCAUUUUUCCUGUACUUGUGUGGAGGUUUGGCUAUCUUAAUAAUGAGCUAUCAAGGAGAAAACAAAGUUGAAGUUGUUUAUAUUCCCGAAAAUGAAGAGCCAAGACCAAAUUCAUCACUUCCGAGUCAUUAUUUAUGGCUGGCUAAAAGACCAAUAAAAACUCCAAAAUACUGGACAAAAUUUGACAAUUCAAAACGAAUUGAUGAAUGGAUAUCACAAAAUCCGUCUUCCUUAGUUCAUCUGGUACCUGCUUCAACAAAGGAAACGAGUGCUAUCGAUAAACUUGUUCAAAGGACUUGGAAGGAGGAUUUAGUUGGAGUAGGUAGAGAUGCUAAAGGUAUAGAUUCACUUGUCUAUAAAAAGCUACAUGUCAUCAAAGUAGAAAGAGUCGAAAAUGCUCCUUUAUUCGAAAAAUAUGCUGAAAAUAGAGCAAAACUUUUUCGGAAGGUUGGUAAUGGAGUACUCUUCAAUAAGCUAGAACAAACAGUCAAGGCUAAAAGAGGAAAGAUAAUUACCGCUUCCGAAGAUAUACUUUUAAGAGACGUAUACCCCGCUAUAAAUGAAUAUUACCUAUUUCACGGUACACCUGUGGAAAUCGUAGAUGCUAUUGUUACUCAAGGCCUUGAUGCUAGAUUAAAUAAAAGGGGAAUGUUUGGUCCAGCUGUCUAUGCUGCAGAUAGUAGUACCAAGAGCGAUUCGUAUGCAGAUUCACAACAAUCCAGGGACAUAAAGUCGGAAAAGAAAAUGAUUUUAUUGCGUAUGCUGCUAGGAGAAAUGUUUGUUCUAAAUUCUAAAGAGGUGUUUCAGCGUCCUCCGUGCAAAACAUGCAGAAACGAUCGCUGUAGUGAUAGAUCACAUGACCAAGCCGGAAACUGGUUCUAUGAUUCAGUUGUUGUGGACGGACCCUGGAAUUUCCGUGAAUUUCUUGUUUAUGAACUAAAUAUGUGUUAUCCAGAGUAUGUAAUUUCUUAUAAAAGGAUCUAGUAUUGCGGUGCUUUAGUUUUUUAUCCGUCCAUGAAGCUUAAAAAAACAAGAUAAUUUGUUAUUUUGUCUUUAUACGGUUAUAAAGAAUAGUAAGACAUAUAUAUUCAGGUCAGAUAUAU